AACAUCUUUAACGCUCAAUUAACGACAAACGUUCAUAAAGGUCUUUCGCCUUGUGGCAUCAGCGACAUAGAUUGCAUUUCUGGAAACGAAAUUUUACCAUUCUUUGUUCAAUAACCAGAGUAUUAUUCUUCGUUGCAAAAAUGGCGCUUCCUCGAUGUGUUGCCUCAUCGGCAGCAUCCUCUGCCAGCCUCACGAGAUUGCUCAGCAUUUGCCCAGUAGCGCCACGCCAGUGCCUUCAUGCUUCCCGGAGCUUCUCUUCGUCUAGAUCAGCGUUCAUUAUCACAAGUCGACGUCUGCAAACUGCCACAGCCCACCACCCAAAAAGCUUUGACUCGCAGCCCCCGCCACCGCGGAACAGCGGCGUUCCAGACACUUCCAUUGCGGGCGGGGUUCCGGAGGUCAACGAUACUCGACCGCCACGAUUCAUUGGGGAGUUCGAGGCUCGAACUGAGUCGCACUCAGAUGAGAAGUCGAGCGUGAGCAUCUCCGAGGGAGAGGCACAGAAAGCAAAGCCUACAACGGCAAACCUUUCCCCGACGUCCACUCCGACCCCAUCGCCUUCGCCUGCAAAGCCGAGACAGCGGAAGCUACGUCCUCGAAAGGCAGCAAUGACUUUGUCCUCGACCGCUGUCGAACAACUUCGAAACCUACUCUCACAGCCCGAACCAAGACUCAUUCGAGUAGGUGUCAAGAACCGAGGAUGUUCUGGCCUGGCGUACCACCUCGAGUACGUUGAAAAACCAGGGACCUUCGAUGAAACGGUCGAGCAGGACGGCGUCAAGGUCCUGAUUGAUUCCAAGGCCUUGUUCAGCAUCAUCGGAAGCGAAAUGGACUGGGUUGAGGACAAGCUCAACCGAAGAUUUGUCUUCCGAAACCCCAACAUAAAGGAGCAGUGCGGCUGCGGCGAAUCGUUCAUGGUUUAAUGCAUAAUGCAUGCUGGUUAUGCUCGCGGGCCUUUGGUUUUUGAUUAUUCACCAUUAUGAUGUCACAUAUUGCGGUCGGCGACUUUUGAAAUCUUUUGGAGUUUGAGCAUCGCGAUUGGCGUUUGGGCAACAGGAGGCGUUUUGGAAUGAUGCGAGAUGAGCACAUUUAUUGCUAUUUCCUAAUUACAAAUAUGAAGAUAUUCAUCUUUACUAUUACAACUACUGUUUGAUUUUUGCCCGCUUUCUUCUUUCUCGAUUUGAUUGAUCAGAAGAUUCCCGGAGCAAAGUCAAGGACCUUGAGGUCCUCGAUUAGUCCUGGUGGCGCUGUAGAUAAGCUGUCUACGAAGGCCAAAUGUGCUGGAUCUCUAUUCAGAUAAUAGUAUC
Molecule: messenger RNA, 1307 nt
Organism: Xylona heveae TC161
Lineage: Eukaryota; Fungi; Ascomycota; Xylonomycetes; Xylonales; Xylonaceae
Exons: 2
Coding region: 141-923 (260 amino acids)
Biological process (GO): iron-sulfur cluster assembly
Cellular component (GO): cytoplasm; mitochondrion
Molecular function (GO): 2 iron, 2 sulfur cluster binding
Source: RefSeq, a predicted model, not a curated record